This is a messenger RNA of Manihot esculenta (cassava), 3456 nucleotides long. RefSeq lists its product as uncharacterized. Lineage: Eukaryota; Viridiplantae; Streptophyta; Magnoliopsida; Malpighiales; Euphorbiaceae. The record is from RefSeq and is a predicted model, not a curated record. The transcript has 18 exons. Bases 908 to 3217 code for a protein of 769 amino acids.
AAAAUCUAAAUGGAGUGAAUUUGGAGUUGAGAUUUGAGCAUAGUUUGGAUUAAGAAAUUAAUUCUCAGGAAUUUCGCUUUGGGGUUUUACUGAUUUUGGUUACUUGUCUUCUCCUUCUUUUUCCUACCUGGGAAAUAAAUGCUCCUUUAUAUAAUUCAUCUACGUAAUUUGUUUAAUUAAUUAAUGAAUGAAUUUAAUUAAUUAAUUAAAAAUUAAACAAAGCCCACAAUUAUAAACACCAAACUGAGUUUUAAGUCCAAAAAGCUCAAGCCAAACGCCCAAGUUUGAAAAGACAAAAGCCCAACCCAAGGAACGUUGAAACCCUAGGUUGUAGAUGGCAGAGACUCUCUGGAGCAAUGUUGUUGCCGCCGCCACCGCCUGAGACCACAAUCGGAAGGGAGGCUACCAGGUCAUCAUCAAUAGAGAUAGGAUAAAAAGCGCAGAAAAUGUUAGGAACCAGAGAAGCCACUACCAUAAAGGCCUUGAAACCCAUAGACACAAUAAAACACUAUCAAACCUUCACAUGAGCCAAGGAAGGAGACGGGGAUCGAGCUCGUCGGCAAUAUUAAGCCUUAAGGAUCAACCGUUCAGACUAGAUGGAAGCGGCUAAGGAUCCCCGAGAUACUCCCCUACAACCACUUGAGGGAUCCUUCCUUCGGCCAAGACAGUUUGUACCAACUGAAACACAAACAGUUUACGGUUCAAUCGAUUGCACACCUCUGCCUCUUGCAGUCAUACCUCUCAAAACUAAAUUUGCUGAUGCUUACACCUGCCAAGCCAACAAUUUAACCCGAUGUGAGAUGGCUGGAUUUUGCAACUCGGUGGCUUAAAUCCUACUGUGAAAAAUCUUGCCUAGAUUAUACUCUUUUGCAUCUAACACCAGCUUAACUAGAAGUUCUUUGAGAAAAUGUCUCUGAGAUAUCGACAUUUGAGAGAAAUUUCAGUAUCCUUGUCUCGAAUUUUCCUAGGUAAUCAUUUACAGCAAUCUAGAGAAGCCAUAAACUUGUGUUCAUCUUCCCUUUUAGGCCCAGUGCACCAUUCAGGCAAUUAUAGAAUCAGUGACUCGAGGAUUUUGGAUAAAGAGGUUCAUUCUCAGCGCAGUUACUCUCAGGUACCCAACAAUAUCCAAGUGACAGAUGAGUCUACUCCUCUCCUUGUUGAUGAUAUAUUAUCCUUCAUCCAGUCCACUUUUAGUGAGCUUGAAGGUCCAGAUCAUUGUUGGUUAAAUAGGGUUGAAGGAGAUGAAGAUCACUUCAAGAAAGAUGGAAUCUUUUUGGCUCUUGCUGGACAAUUCUUUGAGAAUUCUCAUAUUGUUAGUAUGAUUGAAAAAAUGAAGUUACUUCAGCAGAAAUAUCCUGAGCUCUGUGUUUUGGGCUUCCAUUCUGGAAAUUCGAUUGGAAAUGCUGCUGUUCAAACUUGCUUUAUUGAAUUGAUAAUGCAGGAGUACAUUACAUUUCCUAUUCUAUUGUCCAACAAGAACUUUUUGGAGUUGGAAAGUGGAGCUUGCUACAUUUUAUUCAGAGAUAUGAUGACUCCUUUUAUUUAUCAUGAGAAGGAUUUGGAUCUUGGAAUGCUUAACAGAGACAUUGAGGAGUUACAUAUGCAACAGAAUGGGAAUGUUGUUAAUAAGAAUUCAAGUUCUCACAACUUGAAGAACACUUGGGUGAAACAAGCUGAAGUCAUUAAGGAACCAGACCUUUCCUCUCCUCUGCAAAACAUGCUCCUCUACUUCCCAGGCUGCAUUUCUGCAGAUGAAAGUAGUGAUCGCAUAUUCCUUUCUGACAGCAAUCAUCAUCGGAUUAUCAUAAUGGAUGGAAAUGGGAAGAUUAUGGACUGUAUUGGUUCAUCCCCAGGUUUUGAGGAUGGAGCAUUUGAGUCUGCCAAGCUACUGCGACCUUCUGGUUCCUUUUAUCAUGAUGCUGAGGAUUGCCUAUAUAUUGUAGAUUCGGAGAACCAAGCCAUCCGGAGAGCUGAUAUGAAGAGGCGAGUUUUAGAUACUCUUUAUCCCAUUUGUAGCGUCAAUAAAAGUAGCAGCAUAUGGACCUGGAUUGCAAAUAAAAUUGGUUUUGCAACGGAGAUUGAUUCGAAGUCCAAAGAAUUUAAUUCCCAACUGCUGGCUUUCCCUUGGCAUCUUUUGAAGUCAGUGGAUGAUAGUUUCUUAAUCAUCAAUCGCAGGUUUGAAACCCUAUGGAUCAUGGAUUUGACUUCGGGAGAAAUAAAAGAAUGUAUUGAAGGAUUUCCCAAUAUCUUCGAGACGUAUGGACAGUUGAUCAUGGAUAAAAUAUCCCUCUUGAAACAGAUGCCAAGUGAUUGGUUGCAAAGUCAUAUUAAUGCCAAUUCCUCUCCAAAGGGACUUCCAUUUGCUAGUCUAAUAUCAGCUGUAACAACCUUCCAAAAUUUCUUAGUUGUGUCUGACACAGUUGCACAGGGGGUGAUGAAAUUAGACACAGAAUCAGGAGGCUCCUCGAACUUCCAGUUUUCAAAUUUUGGGAUCCUUGGAUUUCCAUAUUGGCCAUCCUUUUAUUUGGAAAGAGUUUAUCCUAAUGCUCCACCAUGCGGAGGAUGGACUGAUCAUCUUCAAUCUUUCAGCUCGUUGCCAGGUAGGAUUGAGAUACGGUUGAAUGUAGAUAUCCCUAUGGAUGUAGAGCUAGUUGAACCAUUACAAGAAGGAUGCAUAUGGCGUCAGGCAAGAGGGGCUGCUACUGAAGUUUUAGGAAGAGAGUGUACAGUGGGAUCCUCAGAGAAGGUUGGAGUUGCCCAACAAUGGUAUGAUGAUUUGGAUAAUCUGGCAUUUUCAACUCCUGAAUCUGAGUCUGAGAUUACUAGUGAAGACAGUUAUACAUCAGAUGUCAAGUCUGAAGAUGGAAGGAUGCACAUUGAUUGUGCCGUCAAUACAAGUCCUGGAACGAGUGAGGUUAUUAUAUAUGCGGCAUUGUAUCUGAGACUUAAAAGAGAUCCUGAUUUAAAAGAAGACAGUAGGGAGAAUGAUGCAGCAAGAAUAGCUGAUAUUUUAGAUCCAGGGAGAAGAAGAGGAAUCAGAAGAGAUGCAUGCAUUCAACUGUUAAAAACGAAUGCCAAUUUGAGGGACCUCAUUUUUAUGAGACCUUUGCACGUGAGGAUCAAAUUGGAUUGUGCUGAUCACCCAAAAGCAGAUAAUGGAAAAGAUAUCAUCCUGACCAAUUCCAACAUGGAAGUCAAUGUGACACUUGACACAUAAGUAUUGCUGCUGCUGCUGCACAAUUACAAUACUGUUGUUGUGAUGUAGGCUUCAUUUAAACUUUGGAGCAGGAACCGGAGCGUUGGGCUUAAGGUUUGUAUCAGUAAAGUACAUUAGUCGGCAAUCGCCUCAUUUCUUAUAUACUUUUAAUGACAUCAUGUAUUUUUUUUCUCAGAAAUUAUAUACUAUUUGAAGUAAAAUCUUAAUAGUUAAAUAAAUGUACAAAUUGUUUCCGUUUC